This is a messenger RNA of Westerdykella ornata, 408 nucleotides long. RefSeq names its product Prefoldin, subunit 4. The record is from RefSeq and is a predicted model, not a curated record. Gene Ontology annotation, biological process: protein folding. NCBI's taxonomy places the organism in Eukaryota, Fungi, Ascomycota, Dothideomycetes, Pleosporales, Sporormiaceae. The coding region runs from base 1 to 408 and encodes 135 amino acids. The transcript has 4 exons. Gene Ontology annotation, cellular component: prefoldin complex; cytoplasm.
AUGCAGCGUCGAAUGCUCACAAAGGAGGAGGAAGCCUCCACGGGAGAGGAAGUCGAAGUACGCCGAGAGGAUCAGGACAGAAUCAACAAGUUCAGCACAUUACAUCAGAAAGAGACGCGGUUAGAGGAGGAAUUGAAGGCGAAGCUGAAAGAGAAGGAAGAUCUAGAAGACAUAUCCACCGAGUUAGAGCUUGUGGAUGAGGAGGAGAAAGUGCCGUACAAAGUUGGCGAUUGUUUCGUUUCGCUGCCUCAGCCCGAGGUUCUCGAGUUACUGUCGGCUGCUACGGAAAGGAUUGAUGGCGAGGUAUCUACGCUGAAGGAGACGCUAGACGGGAUCCAUGAAGAGAUGGAGGGGCUCAAGAAGGUGCUCUAUGGGCGAUUCGGGAAGAGUAUCAAUCUUGAAACUUAG